Messenger RNA from Neocloeon triangulifer, 2637 nucleotides. RefSeq lists its product as uncharacterized. The coding region runs from base 97 to 1902 and encodes 601 amino acids. Lineage: Eukaryota; Metazoa; Arthropoda; Insecta; Ephemeroptera; Baetidae. The transcript has 13 exons. The record is from RefSeq and is a predicted model, not a curated record.
GCGAACUGCAAAGUUGUACUCGUCGAUCGGACACAAGUGACCCAGUGCGAAGGACGCGCGUGUGUUUUUACAGACCGAGAAAUAUACACAGUGACCAUGCAGCCGGGCAAAGUUCACCUGUUGCUGCUGCUGCUGGGCCUCUUCUCCGCGCACCAAUGUGCCGCUUCCUGCUUCUUCGCGCCUGAGGUUCAAGGCGAAUUCGUUAUGCAAUCGAGCGUGUCGGCCGAGUGGCAGGUCCAAUACUCGCGGGUCAACAUCACCGGCGAGUCCAUCCCCAUCUGGGGCAUCUGCCACAAGCGCAUCGGCAACAACGUCAUCCUCAUGGACGACUCUGGCGGAGGAAAUUGCUUCAGAUGUUUCCACCUGAGUCUGCACUCAAUCAACGUGCUCCAAGUUCGGACGGAGGGACUGGACAAAUGUUACACAGCCGAGGACGCUGCUAUCCACACUUGUCCGGGCAAUAGCAAGAAUUCAAACGACCUCCAGGAAAUUCUCCUUUACAAAACUAAGCAAAUUUCCGGCGAGGACACAAAACAAGAUUUCUGUCCCAUCAGUGGCCGCUACACAUUCACAUACAACCUGAACGAAGGCACGGAGGACAGAUCCGAGUGUCCUGAGCCCUUCUCCGAACUGGACAACUGCCCGCGCGGCUCCGAACUCAACGUCAAGUUUCGUCGGUGCUCGUUCGAGAACCACGACAUUAAAUUCCAAUGCCUUGGUCACUGGACUGGCCCUGGUCGCCAGAAGUACCUGGCCCUGCUGGACACAAGAUCAGAUGGCGGACGCAGAGCCCAAUACAGAUGUGCCUUGUACGAGGAGGACGCUCGCAGCGGCGUGAUCAGGAUGGCCUUUUCCAGCGACUCGACCUGCACCUCCGGCCUGACUAGCGCGACCAGAGGCUUUGAGACGAUGGUGCUCAACCCGGUGCCCAAAACCAAGUGGCCCUACCCCGUCGAGACGAGCAACUGCCACUUCCCAAGAUGGGCACAAGGACACUGGGAGAAUCUGCACGUGAACGGCAACCAGCUCACCUAUCGGGACCAGAAGUCAUUCCACGUCUCCACCGUCAGGUGCGUCGGCAACAAUUUAGGCGACGACAGCGAGAAGUUCGGCAUCUACACCAGAAACCAGUGUGGAGAGGACCGCUACAGUUGCAUGCAGAUGAAGAAGCGCGCCAACAACGUGAUGGAGUUGAAAAUGAGCCAACUCACCAGCGACAGCUUCAAAGAAACCCUGUGCAUGGACAAUGCCUUUGACCAAACUGGAUCCGCAUGGCAAACGCAAGGAAGAAUUGACAUUAUGCAAGAAUCUCCUUGUCCAAUUUCCGGCGAGUACCUGGGAAUGAUUCCGGACAUUGACGGCCUCUGCGCCAAACUCUACUCAGAUUGCAACAACCCUGAGAUCAUGUUCUUUACAGUAUUUGACUGCUCGAUGCCUACAGACGUUUUCGAAGAGCGCGAGUACAGGUGUUUGGGCCAGUGGGAGGAAAACGGCUUCACUUACACCUACACCCAGAGAAAGGAUCUGGGCAACAGUUACGAGUGCUUCGUCGGUCUCAUUGUGUCCAAGGACGAAAUCUACAUCAAGGAGGCCGGUUCGCACUGCACCCGUUUCAAGGACAUCACAGUCAACGGAAUGCGCCUCUCAAAACGUGGAGAAGCAGUCCAGUGCCAACCAAGAACAACCACCCCUUAUUCGCCAAGGGUGCCUUCUAUGAGGCCUACAAGUCCGACCACCUCGUGGUUCUCCAGCAAACUGCCCCAACCGACGCCAACGAAGCCUUGGAAGCCAAUUACAGCGCCUCCAAAGACCCAGGUGAAGAGUGGGGUGUCCGUGGUGGUGCCCGGCUUCGUCAGCUUCCUCCUGGCCACCGGUUUGCUGCUCUUGCGGGCGCUGUGCUGAACACAACCGUCCCCUGGUGGCACCGCCGCGAACUGCAUACCACACUAUGCACAGUGAUGUGUAUUCCGUCUGUGAUUAAUUAACUAACUAAUUAACUGCUGAUUAACUGUUGAACGACGAGCGCACGAAUGAUUCAGUCUUUUUCAAGAUAAAACAAAGACGAGUGGAAACAAGAAACUGAUGUCAGCUCAAAUGCCAAAUUGCGACUUAUUUAAUCUUUAAAUAAUAGAAGAAUAUAUUUUGUAAUAUAUGCUGGACUCUCGCUAAUACAUCUGAAUUUUGCCUUGGAAUAAGUGUUUGUAAUUUGCCGUUUUUCUUUCCCCUCGGAGUGAAAGUUUAAGUAUAAAUUCAGACUCGCUCUGGGAAAUCAACCUUCUUAUGUUCAGUAAAUGACCUUUUUAUUUUAAUUUUUGACAAGUUAUGUCAAACUCUCUUGGUUGUAUUCCUCAUUUCUGCAGCUUCAGUACUAAUCCAGCAGCUUUUCGAAUGUUAACGAAAAUUUAAUUCUAAAUGGGAAAAAUUACUCGUGCCUUCUCUCAGGCUGUUGCUUUUUAAAUAAACGACCAUUAGCGGAAAAGCGCGUUUUCCGCGACCUGUAUUAUUUUGAUUUUUGUUAGUCAUGUGUUUGUAUGUAUCAUUGAUUAUUUUGUAUUGAUGCCGAUUAUAAAUAUUGUAGCAUUAUUACUGUUUCAUGUAUAGUCAAAGCAAUAAAUUAUGAAUUAAAAGAUAAAAACU